AUGCUUCAAUGGCUGCCACCGAGUGCUGGGAGAUAUAAAUGCAAUAUUGACGCGGCCUUCUCGGAUCAAUUUCAAUGGACAGGCAUUGGUGUCUGCCUUCGAGAUGAGUCCGGAACCUUUGUGUUGGCUAAGACGUUACACUUCAAUUAUCUUUAUCCCGUAGCAGUUGGUGAAGCUUUGGGGCUGUUUCACACUCUACAUUGGCUGCAAGACAUGCGGUUUGACUCUAUUGAUUUUGAGCUUGACUCCAAGGUUACACGGGAUGCAUUCCAUUCACACCAUAGCGAUGUUACAGAAUUUGGAAGCAUCAUUGCAGCUUGUAGAGAGUUGUUCUCUCUUUCUUUUCUAAACUCUCGGGUAGAGUUUGUUAGACGACAAGCGAAUUCGGCUGCUCAUGCUCUCGCAAGAGAAGCUGUUUCCUUAGCUAGUCCCACCACUUUUUAUACCACUGAGAAACCUGAUCUCUAG
This is a messenger RNA of Medicago truncatula (barrel medic), 468 nucleotides long. RefSeq lists its product as uncharacterized. The transcript is spliced from 2 exons. NCBI's taxonomy places the organism in Eukaryota, Viridiplantae, Streptophyta, Magnoliopsida, Fabales, Fabaceae. The record is from RefSeq and is a predicted model, not a curated record. Gene Ontology annotation, molecular function: nucleic acid binding; RNA-DNA hybrid ribonuclease activity. The coding region runs from base 1 to 468 and encodes 155 amino acids.